Molecule: messenger RNA, 1373 nt
Organism: Scomber scombrus (Atlantic mackerel)
Lineage: Eukaryota; Metazoa; Chordata; Actinopteri; Scombriformes; Scombridae
Gene: tigarb
Product: TP53 induced glycolysis regulatory phosphatase b
Exons: 6
Coding region: 32-838 (268 amino acids)
Biological process (GO): negative regulation of glycolytic process; regulation of pentose-phosphate shunt; negative regulation of programmed cell death
Cellular component (GO): cytosol
Molecular function (GO): fructose-2,6-bisphosphate 2-phosphatase activity
Source: RefSeq, a predicted model, not a curated record
CCAGGAAGUACGACGAGAGCAGCAGCUGAAAAUGUUUACAUUUAGUUUAACGCUCAUACGACAUGGAGAAACACAGUACAACAGAGAUAAACUGCUGCAAGGUCAAGGUGUGGACACUCUCCUGUCAGAGACAGGUAUACAGCAGGGCGAGGCCGCAGGACGAUACCUCGCAGACAUCACAUUCCACAAUGUGUUCGUCAGCAACCUACAGCGGGCUGUGCAGACAGCUGAAAUCAUUCUGAGGAAGAAUACUCAUUCUUCUGGCAUGGAGAUGGUUUUGGAGCCAUUACUCAGAGAGAGGGGUUUCGGCAUUGCUGAAGGCCGUCCCAAAGAGGAUCUGAAGAACAUGGCGAACGCUGCUGGUCAGUCAUGCCGUGACUACACCCCUCCAGGAGGCGAGACUUUAGACCAGGUUAAGCUGCGUUUUAAAAAAUUCCUCAAAGUCCUUUUCGAGCGACUGUUGGAUGAGCACAGCUGGUCAGCACCGGAUGCCUCUGGGGGUGCGACCGCAGCGAACGUGACAGCGGCUGCUGCCUCGGAUGUCGCUCCCGACGGUUCGGCUGACGAUGGCCUCCAGGGUGUGACAGUCCACGCUCUGGUGGUGAGCCACGGCGCCUACAUCCGUGUGGCCAUCAGGCACCUUGUAGAAGAUUUAAAGUGCUCUCUGCCUCCAGGAGUGAAGAUGUCCCACCUGUUCUCACCGUGUCCAAACACGGGCAUCAGCCGCUUCAUUCUCACCCUGAGCAAGUCCGAGCCCGGCCCGGUGCUCUCUGCUGCUCGCUGUGUUUUUACCAACAGAAAGGACCACCUGGAGGACUUCACAGCUGCUGCUGAAUAAUGUAACAGAAGAGUAAAAAAGUUUCUGUAUGCAAACUGCGUGCGUGCACAUAUACACAGUAUGAGUGAAAACAGAACUAUUAUGAACACUAAAGGGAGUCAAAGUUACCACAGAGCUUCACUGUGAGUAACUGCAUCAACAAUGCACAUCAAACAACGUACAGGGUAAAAUAAUCUUUUCUCAGUAAUCUGUAUCUGUGUGUUUUGCUGUGAAUUAGUAAUCAUAAUAAUAACCUCUGAGUGUGCAGUACUGUAUUAUCAAAGCAUUUCAAAUCGUCCUCUCUACUGUAGGCCAGUUUUUAAUCAUGUUAUUCUUAUCACUUCUUUUAUCAUGUUAUACCAAAGUCAAACUAUUUAAUGUGUUAUUGAACACGGUCAGUGAAAGUGGCAUUUAAGUUGAUGUGUCUCCCUUGUGUUGUGAUUGUGUUGCUACUCGUUUUACUAGUGCAAUAUAAUAUAACACUUUUUUUUUGUUGAGUUUGUGUUGAACAAAAAAGGUUGAUGUAACAAAGUAAAUUGAGAUCUAUUUAUAUGAG